Sebastes umbrosus (honeycomb rockfish) is the source of this 2348-nucleotide messenger RNA. RefSeq names its product SEC14-like lipid binding 7 (gene sec14l7). The record is from RefSeq and is a predicted model, not a curated record. Bases 99 to 1313 code for a protein of 404 amino acids. The transcript is spliced from 12 exons. Gene Ontology annotation, cellular component: cytoplasm. Lineage: Eukaryota; Metazoa; Chordata; Actinopteri; Perciformes; Sebastidae.
GUGUGUGUGUGUGUGUGGAGGCGUGGUGUUGACUCUACCUUCAGUUUCCCUCCAGGCCUCGUCUUCAUUCAGCCUCCUGUCAGAGCGUUGCAGCAGAUAUGAGCGGACGAGUCGGAGACUUGAGCCCAAAACAGGCUGAAAUAUUAACUGAGUUUCGGGGAAGGAUCCAGGACGUCCUCCCCAACCUGCCGGCACAACACGACCACUACCUCCUCCGCUGGCUCCGAGCUCGUAGCUUCAAUGUUCAGAAAGCUGAAGUGAUGAUCAGGAAGCACGUGGAGUUCAGGAGGAAGAUGAACGUAGACUCCAUCAUAUCUGACUGGAAACCUCCAGAGGUGAUCGAGGAGUACGUAUCCGGAGGGAUGUGUGGAUACGACAGAGAGGGGAGUCCCAUCUGGUACGAUGUCAUCGGUCCUCUGGAUCCUAAAGGUCUGUUGCUAUCGGCGACCAAACAGGACUACAUGAAGACCAAGAUCAGAGACACUGAGAUGCUGCACAGGGAGUGUAAGAGCCAGUCUGAGAAGUGGGGUCAGAACAUUGAAGCCAUCUCUCUGAUCUACGACUGUGAAGGACUCGGACUGAAACACAUCUGGAAACCUGCUAUAGAGACUUAUGGAGAGAUCCUCACCAUGUUCGAAGAGAACUAUCCGGAGGGGCUGAAGAGGGUGUUUCUGAUUAAAGCUCCCAAAAUGUUUCCGAUGGCCUACAACCUGAUCAAACACUUCCUGUGUGAGGAGACGCGGCGUAAGAUCGUCAUUUUAGGAAGUAACUGGCAGGAAGUGCUACGUAAACACAUCGACCCUAAUCAGCUUCCUGUGGUGUACGGAGGAACCCUGACGGACCCUGAUGGAGACCCUCGCUGUAGAACCAUGAUAAAGUACGGCGGGACGGUUCCCAGGUCGUACUACGUUCAGGACUCGGUGAAGGUUCAGUACGACAACAGUGUGACCGUCAGCCGUGGAUCCGUCGUCCAGCUGGAAUAUGAUGUUCCAGCAGCCAGCAGCGUGCUCAGGUGGCAGUUUGCCAGCGACGGAGCAGACAUCGGGUUCGGAGUGUACCAACGGACCAAAGACGGCGGCGGUCAGAAAGUGGCGGAGAUGCUGCAGGUUCUGCCCAGCGAACGCUACAACGCUCACCUGGUCCCUGAAGACAGUGGGCUCACCUGCACAGAGGCCGGAGUCUACGUGCUGUGUUUUGAUAACAGCUACAGCAUCCUGCAGUCCAAGAAGGUGAGCUACAACGUCGAGGUCCUUCCUCCUCCGGACGGACCGAUGCAGAGUCCACGAAGCCGAGGAGGCCGGAGGCUGCAGUGAUGGAGAUCCAGAGCACUGAUCUCACUCUGCUCUGGGUAUCACCGGUUAACAAGUCAUCACACACAUUUCUCUAGACUGAGUUCACAGAGUUCACAAACCCCAAAGCACUUCAUCCACAUCUCAGGAUCAAGUCCUGAAGCAUCUUUGAAGAAGCUCUUAUAGGGAAGCAUUUACAGCGUACCUUACAUUAUACAGUAUAUGUACAGCAAAGACUUCAGUCAUGUUUAUUUUCCUAAACUAAAGUAAUUCCAGUACAAACAUGAAUAUAUUACAGAUGUAGAUGUAACAGAAUGAAGCAACCUGCUGUCUAAUUUACAGUAAUUCUGUGUUUUAUACAGAAACAAAUAACAGUUUUUAUAAUAAUAUGUCAAAUGGCUGUAAAUACACAGAGAUUUGGUGCCGGUGCACAGUCGAAUGUGUGAAGAAGAGUUUUGAAAAAGGGAAUUUAGUUUUGAGAAAUAUGUAUAACUAAUUAUAAUAUAUAUCUAUAUAUAUAUAAAUGCCGGUAGAUUAUUGUAGUUAGAUGUGUUAAAGAUUUACUGACAAUUCCAGAUAACAAUGAAGCUCAUAAAUGUUACUUUUAGAAGAACUCGUCUUACCAGCAUUUCAAACUUUAACUGUACAAACUCAUCAUUUAAUAUAGAAGGAUAAUUGUUUAAAGAUUUAUAAUGUUUUUGUAAUUUAAGAAGAUAAUGUUUGAAUCAUUUGACUGAAGUUUUUGUGUUUGAAAGCAGCCGAACGAAGAAGAACGACGACACACUGAAGAGGAGCAAAGUUACGUUUCAUCAAAUAGCCCUUUGUCGUAAUUUAUGCUGCUCAUAUUGUUUGACUUUAUUAUUAGAGUUUAUAUAUAAUGUGUUAAAAUGAAUAAUCUUCUAAAUACAUGCUUGAAAACAACAUGAAGUCAUUACGAUGACAGAAUUCACAAAAUCAUGUAAACAGGAAAUAUAUUUUUUUAAUUUAUGAAGAAUCUUCAGUUACAUGUAGUUUGUAUAUUACUUGUAAUAAAAGCAGAAAUUGUGUAUUAAACAGAAA